Closterium sp. Naga37s-1 is the source of this 4518-nucleotide messenger RNA. Lineage: Eukaryota; Viridiplantae; Streptophyta; Zygnematophyceae; Desmidiales; Closteriaceae. The record is from the annotation of a GenBank genome assembly.
AUGUGUCCCAACUGUGCGAGACUAAAUGGCAGGAUGGAAAGGGGACAGGGAGAAAGGGGACAGGGAGAAAGGGGACAGGGAGAGAAAGGAAACAGGGAGAGAAAGGGGACAGGGAGAGAAAGGGGACAGGGAGAGAAAGGGGACAGGGAGCAGGAAGACAGGGAGAAGUUGGGCUGGGAGAAAGGGGGCAGGGAGAAGGGGGACAGAGAGAAGGGGGAGUGGGAGACGGGGGACAAAGAGACGGGGGACAGGGAGAAGGGGGACUGGGAGAAGGGGGACAGAGAGAAAGGGGACUGGGGGAAGGGGGACUGGGAGAAGGGGGAGUGGGAGACAGGGGACAGGGAGGAUGGUGGGGAGCUGGGCAGAGAAUGUGACGCGCUCUCGUCUUUUACGCAGAGCGACUGGCGUUACAUCCGUCUAUCCCUCCCAGUUCCCUUCCCUCGUUCUACCCUCCCUCCCCUCGCGCUGCUUCCCCACUUCCACUCGCGCUGCUUCUCCGCGACCCUCACACAACAUCUCCCUCGCGCUGCUUCCCCGCUUCCCCUCGCGCUGCUUCUCCGCGUCCCUCGCGCUGCAUUCCCGCUUCCCCUCGCGCUGCUCUCCGCGUCCCUCGCACAGUUUCCCCGCUUCCCCUCGCGCUGCUUCCCUGCUUCCCCUCGCGCUGCUUCCCUCGGCGCUGCUUCCUACAUUCCGUACGCGCUGGUUUUCCAGAUUCCUUAUUGGCGGCUUUCCCCUUCCCCCUACGCCCUGUCCCGCACUCCUAUACGCACCAUUCCCCUUUCCCUACCCGCUGGUUCCCCCUCGCUCUCUGUUCCACCACUCCCAUCGCCGUCCUAUCUCCCUUCUCUGCCCUCUAUCCGAUGUCUGUCCUCUCUCCAUUCCCUGCCAUUGAAGGCCCUCCCUGCCCCCUCACACUUAGCAUCCUCACCCUGUUUCCCCUGCGCACUCUUUUUCCCCAUCCUCACUCUCUUUCUUCUUGCCCACUCUCUUUCCAUGCUCACUCUCUUUCCCUGCUCACUCUCUUUCCCUGCUCACUCCCUUUCCCUGCUCACUCUCUUUCCCUGCUCACUCUCUUUCCCUGCUCGCUCUCUUUCCCUGCUCACUCUCUUUCCCUGCUCACUCUCCUUCCCUGCUCACUCUCUUUCCCUGCUCACUCUCUUUCCCUGCUCACUCUCUUUCCCUGCUCACUCUCUUUCCCUGCUCACUCUCUUUCCCUGCUCACUCUCUUUCCCUGCUCACUCUCUUUCCCUGCUCACUCUCUUUCCAUGCUCACUCUCUUUCCCUGCUCACUCUCUUUCCCUGCUCACUCUCUUUCCCUGCUCACUCUCUUUCCGUGCUCACUCUCUUUCCCUGCUCACUCUCUUUCCCUGCUCACUCUCUUUCCCUGCUCACUCUUUUUCCCUGCUCACUCUCUUUCCCUGCUCACUCUCUUUCCCUGCUCACUCUCUUUCCCUGCUCACUCUCUUUCCCUGCUCACUCUCUUUCCCUGCUUACUCUCUUUCCCUGCUCACUCUCUUUCCCUGCUCACUCUCUUUCCCUGCUCACUCUCUUUCCCUGCUCACUCUCUUUCCCUGCUCACUCUCUUUCCCUGCUCACUCUCUUUCCCUGCUCACUCUCUUUCCCUGCUCACUCUCUUUCCCUGCUCACUCUCUUUCCCUGCUCGCUCUCUUUCCCUGCUCACUCUCUUUCCCUGCUCACUCUCUUUCCCUGCUCACUCUCUUUCCCUGCUCACUCUCUUUCCCUGCUCACUCUCUUUCCCUGCUCGCUCUCUUUCCCUGCUCACUCUCUUUCCCUGCUCACUCUCUUUCCCUGCUCACUCUCUUUCCCUGCUCACUCUCUUUCCCUGCUCACUCUCUUUCCCUGCUCACUCUCUUUCCCUGCUCACUCUCUUUCCCUGCUCACUCUCUUUCCCUGCUCACUCUCUUUCCCUGCUCACUCUCUUUCCCUGCUCACUCUCUUUCCCUGCUCACUCUCUUUCCCUGCUCACUCUCUUUCCCUGCUCACUCUCUUUCCCUGCUCACUCUCUUUCCCUGCUCACUCUCUUUCCUGCUCACUCUCUUUCCCUGCUCACUCUCUUUCCCUGCUCACUCUCUUUCCCUGCUCACUCUCUUUCCCUGCUCACUCUCUUUCCCUGCUCACUCUCUUUCCCUGCUCACUCUCUUUCCCUGCUCACUCUCUUCCUCCUCUCUUUCCCUGCUCACUCUCUUUCCCUGCUCACUCUCUUUCCCUGCUCACUCUCUUUCCCUGCUCACUCUCUUUCCCUGCUCACUCUCUUUCCCUGCUCACUCUCUUUCCCUGCUCACUCUCUUUCCCUGCUCACUCUCUUUCCCUGCUCACUCUCUUUCCCUGCUCACUCUCUUUCCCUGCUCACUCUCUUUCCCUGCUCACUCUCUUUCCCUGCUCACUCUCUUUCCCUGCUCACUCUCUUUCCCUGCUCACUCUCUUUCCCUGCUCACUCUCUUUCCCUGCUCACUCUCUUUCCCUGCUCACUCUCUUUCCCUGCUCACUCUCUUUCCCUGCUCACUCUCUUUCCCUGCUCACUCUCUUCCCUGCUCACUCUCUUUCCCUGCUCACUCUCUUUCCCUGCUCACUCUCUUUCCCUGCUCACUCUCUUUCCCUGCUCACUCUCUUUCCCUGCUCACUCUCUUUCCCUGCUCACUCUCUUUCCCUGCUCACUCUCUUUCCCUGCUCACUCUCUUUCCCUGCUCACUCUCUUUCCCUGCUCACUCUCUUUCCCUGCUCACUCUCUUUCCCUGCUCACUCUCUUUCCCUGCUCACUCUCUUUCCCUGCUCACUCUCUUUCCCUGCUCACUCUCUUUCCCUGCUCACUCUCUUUCCCUGCUCACUCUCUUUCCCUGCUCACUCUCUUUCCCUGCUCACUCUCUUUCCCUGCUCACUCUCUUUCCCUGCUCACUCUCUUUCCCUGCUCACUCUCUUUCCCUGCUCACUCUCUUUCCCUGCUCACUCUCUUUCCCUGCUCACUCUCUUUCCCUGCUCACUCUCUUUCCCUGCUCACUCUCUUUCCCUGCUCACUCUCUUUCCCUGCUCACUCUCUUUCCCUGCUCACUCUCUUUCCCUGCUCACUCUCUUUCCCUGCUCACUCUCUUUCCCUGCUCACUCUCUUUCCCUGCUCACUCUCUUUCCCUGCUCACUCUCUUUCCCUGCUCACUCUCUUUCCCUGCUCACUCUCUUUCCCUGCUCACUCUCUUUCCCUGCUCACUCUCUUUCCCUGCUCACUCUCUUUCCCUGCUCACUCUCUUUCCCUGCUCACUCUCUUUCCCUGCUCACUCUCUUUCCCUGCUCACUCUCUUUCCUGCUCACUCUCUUUCCCUGCUCACUCUCUUUCCCUUCCCUGCUCACUCUCUUUCCCUGCUCACUCUCUUUCCCUGCUCACUCUCUUUCCCCUGCUCACUCUCUUUCCCUGCUCACUCUCUUUCCCUGCUCACUCUCUUUCCCUGCUCACUCUCUUUCCCUGCUCACUCUCUUUCCCUGCUCACUCUCUUUCCUGCUCACUCUCUUCCCUGCUCACUCUCUUUCCCUGCUCACUCUCUUUCCCUGCUCACUCUCUUCCUGCUCACUCUCUUUCCCUGCUCACUCUCUUUCCUGCUCACUCUCUUCCCUGCUCACUCUCUUUCCCUGCUCACUCUCUUUCCCUGCUCACUCUCUUUCCCUGCUCACUCUCUUUCCCUGCUCACUCUCUUUCCCUGCUCACUCUCUUUCCCUGCUCACUCUCUUUCCCUGCUCACUCUCUUUCCCUGCUCACUCUCUUUCCCUGCUCACUCUCUUUCCCUGCUCACUCUCUUUCCCUGCUCACUCUCUUUCCCUGCUCACUCUCUUUCCCUGCUCACUCUCUUUCCCUGCUCACUCUCUUUCCCUGCUCACUCUCUUUCCCUGCUCACUCUCUUUCCCUGCUCACUCUCUUUCCCUGCUCACUCUCUUUCCCUGCUCACUCUCUUUCCCUGCUCACUCUCUUUCCCUGCUCACUCUCUUUCCCUGCUCACUCUCUUUCCCUGCUCACUCUCUUUCCCUGCUCACUCUCUUUCCCUGCUCACUCUCUUUCCCUGCUCACUCUCUUUCCCUGCUCACUCUCUUUCCCUGCUCACUCUCUUUCCCUGCUCACUCUCUUUACCUGCUCACUCUCUUUCCCUGCUCACUCUCUUUCCCUGCCCACUCUCUUUCCCUGCUCACUCUCUUUCCCUAAUCACUCUCUUUCCCCUUGCUCACUCUCUUCCCCUUGCUCACUAUGUUUCCCCCUCCUCACUCUCUUCCCCCAUCCUCACUCUGUUUCCCCCUUGCUCACUCGUCUCAUUCCCCAUGCCUACUUUCUUUCCCCGUUGCUCACUCUCUUUCCCCCUGCUCAAUCUCUUUCCCUCUGCUCUCUGUCUCCUUCGCACUCUGUUUUUUCCCCUGCUCAUUCUGUUUCCCCCUGCUCACACCCCUUAUCAGCCCCUGCUUACUGUGUUUCCUCCUUCACUCAACCCGUUACCCCCCAUGCAAUGUACAUGUGCCCAGCACUAG